Papilio machaon (common yellow swallowtail) is the source of this 4290-nucleotide messenger RNA. It is a transcript of the gene Fur1, whose product is annotated as furin-like protease 1. Lineage: Eukaryota; Metazoa; Arthropoda; Insecta; Lepidoptera; Papilionidae. The transcript has 16 exons. Gene Ontology annotation, cellular component: Golgi membrane; trans-Golgi network. Gene Ontology annotation, molecular function: serine-type endopeptidase activity. The coding region runs from base 546 to 3773 and encodes 1075 amino acids. The record is from RefSeq and is a predicted model, not a curated record. Gene Ontology annotation, biological process: peptide hormone processing.
GCAAGAGCAGGCAAGCAAAACGAAUCAGUCAGCAUCACGCGCCCGAGCGAGGUGGUCGCGUCUACGCUGCCUUCGUUCGCAAUAAUCACGCGCUAUUUGACAGUCGUGUUGUUAAAUAUGACAUUAGUGUGUCAGGGUGUACACAUUUGAAGCUUAUUGCCCAGUAUGUGAUGUUAUUACUUUGAUUUGUUACGUUAAACGAAAUUUGAUAUACAGUGAAGCGGGAUAUGAGAGGUUAACGUUCGUCACAACAGCGCCGACUCUCACCGGCGACUAUUGUCUAAGCGCCACGGAAUCUUUGGUCCUUCCCAUCGGAUUUCAUCGAAGAAACGUCCGCCUUAGAAUAGGCCCCUACGCGAAAUUCUUGAGCAUGUAUCAACCCGCAACGUAAACUGUUUGCACAGCGAUUUGGUGCAGAUAAGAUAAAUAAGAACCACUUGUAGUGUGUAUACAUCAAGACACAAGUUAAUCAGUAGCUAAGGGCAUUAAACAUUUGUAUGUGUGUGUGCGAUGGUGAUAAGUACUAGCUGGUGAGUGAGCGUGCGAUGGCCAAGUGGUGGGUGCCGCUGGCGCUGCUGCUGCACGGCGUGGCAGCGCACUACACCCCCACGUGGGCGGUGUACGUGCCGGAGGGGAGGGAGGCGGCUGAUGCAGUCGCAGCGGAACACGGAUUCAUCAACCUUGGAGAGAUAUUCGACAAUCACUUCCACUUCCAUCAUAACUCGGUAUCGCGGCGGUCGCUGCGGCCGGCGGUGGAGCAUCACGGCAGGUUGGAGAAUGAUGUCAGAGUACACUGGGCGAAGCAGCAGCGCGCCCUCUCCAGGAAGAAGAGGGACUUCCAGAUAUUAUACAAUAACAAUACUACAGUUGAAACGGUAACAUCGGAUCCGUACCCGUCAGUGGGUACGAAACGUGAGGCGGGUCGGCGGGAGCUGCAGCGAGCGCGCGUCAAAGGUCGCCUGCGCUCCCUCGACCCCAGGUUCCUGCUCAAUGACCCCAAGUGGUUACAUAUGUGGUAUCUGAACCGAGGCGGUGGUUUGGAUAUGAACGUGAUCCCCGCGUGGCAGGAAGGCAUCACCGGCCGGGGCGUUGUGGUCACCAUACUCGAUGACGGCCUCGAAACUGACCAUCCUGAUCUCAUCGCUAAUUACGACCCCAUGGCAUCGUAUGACGUGAACUCCCACGACUCCGAUCCUCAGCCGAGGUACGACAUGAUAGACUCCAACAGGCACGGCACGCGAUGCGCCGGUGAGGUCGCAGCUACUGCGAACAACUCGCUCUGCGCUGUCGGAGUCGCGUUCGGAGCUAGUGUUGGAGGUGUACGUAUGUUGGACGGCGACGUGACUGAUGCGGUGGAAGCUAGAUCAUUGAGCCUCAACCCCCAGCACGUGGACAUCUACAGCGCCUCCUGGGGACCGGACGAUGACGGGAAGACUGUGGACGGUCCAGGCGAGCUCGCCACCAGAGCGUUUAUUGAAGGUGUUACUAAGGGCCGUAAUGGCAAAGGUUCAAUUUUCGUGUGGGCGUCCGGCAACGGCGGACGGGAGCAUGACAAUUGCAACUGCGAUGGCUACACCAACUCGAUCUGGACGCUAUCAAUAUCUUCGGCCACAGAACGAGGCGAGGUACCCUGGUACUCGGAGAUGUGCAGCUCCACGCUAGCCACUACCUAUAGCAGCGGAGCUAUUAACGAGAAACAGGUGGUAACAACGGACCUGCACCACUCGUGUACGGUGACGCACACGGGCACGUCCGCGUCCGCGCCGCUCGCCGCCGGCAUCUGCGCGCUCGCACUGCAGGCCAACCGCGACCUCACCUGGCGGGACAUGCAGCACAUUGUUGUUAGGACAGCUCGACCUGAACGUUUGAGUCUCGACGGCAACUGGCGUGUGAAUGGCGUGGGACGCAACGUGUCCCAUUCGUUUGGCUACGGGCUGCUGGACGCGGCGGGCAUGGUGCGACUGGCGCGCGCCUGGCGCACUGUACCGCCGCAGAGGCGCUGCGAGCUCGCGGCGCCGCGCCCUCAGCGACCUGUGCCGCCUAAGUCCUCUGUUGUACUGCAGCUGGAUGUAAGUGCAUGUCCCGGAGUGAACUACCUGGAACACGUGCAAGCCCGCGUGUCGCUGUCGGCCGCGCGCCGCGGAGACCUCAGGAUAGCGCUUACCUCGCCCGCCGGCACCAGGGUCACGCUACUUGCGCCCAGGGCGCAUGAUUCGUCUCGCGCGGGCUUCAACUCAUGGCCUUUUAUGUCGGUACACAUGUGGGGGGAAGCUCCUUUGGGCGUUUGGCAACUAGAGGUUUCUAAUGAAGGGCGCUAUAUGGGUCGUGCGACUUUACAAGAAUGGUCGCUCACGUUGUACGGAACAAGCUCGCCCGCCGCCAAAAACGACCCGAUACCGUUCCGACCGAUCAUAACUCGCAAUAAAAGCAAUGCCACACGCCCUGUGGUCGUGCAGCCGAGGAAAAACAAUAGAGGGAAGACAGUCAGUAGUGCACCCACAUACACGGUCGGCUUGGUCAAGAGGAAGAAAAAUAAGAAUUCAAAGAACACUAAAGGAUCUCAGAAGAUGAAACAGAGCCAUCCAGCGACGCGAUCCCCUAUCGAAAGUACUACGCCACGUGUGACGUCAACCCCUCCUAAUCUCAGUUUGAAUUUACAAGGGAAUCUCGCAGAUCCAUUGGCAGAUGCUAGAGGGAGAAAGAUGUCGAAUCUAUUCGAGCAGUAUCCAAAGAUCCAAAGGAUAUAUCCAGCGCCGCUCCAAGCCAACGCUGGACCAUUAACGCAGUGGGAACUGAUAUUCUACGGCACGGAGACACCGGCGCAGGAGUACGACGCGUCCCCCGAGACCAACUCCCUGGGCACUAAUGGGGGCGGAGGCGGGGGCGGAAGUGCCGGGGCAGACGGGCAGAGCGGGGCGGGGGCGGGGGCGGGCAAGAACCCGUGGGGCGGCGCCAGUCUGCCCGACUCCGAGGAGGUCAGACAGAACGGCAUCGACGACGAUCUCGCUCUAGUUUGGCACGACUCGCACGCGAUUCGGGAAGAAGGUCUAUUGGGUUCGUCGGGAUCUUCGGAGGCGUCAGGCGGUGGGAUAUCAGGCUGCGCGACUCGGGCUCCACAACUUCCUCACCGUUGUUUAGAAUGCGCGAAGGGUUUGCACUUGUACGACGGUCGAUGUCAUACGAGAUGUCCCGACGGCACGUACGCCAGCGAGAUUCUGAUGGAACGCAGCUCGAGGAGACGGAAUCUUACUUAUUUCUCUGAGCAAGCUGCUGCGAGCGUUAGUAAGUCUGGACCGACGACAGGAGAGGCCUUAGAUAUGGAGCCUCGAUCUGAAACAAAAGGGAAAGCUCCCCUAUUAUGUCUCCCCUGUCACUACACCUGCGCCACUUGCUCUGGCCCCCACAGCAGUCAAUGUACGUCUUGUUUAGACGACGCCCAGUUGUUCAAUUUAACCGACACGGAAUCAAAGUUUUAUUGCUAUCCUAAUACAGUUUUACCACAGAUUACAAAUGCCCACUGGUAUUACAAUCUGAACGUUAUCUUGGUUAUUGUAUUAGUAGCAUUUAUCAUCGUAGGAUUUUAUUUUUAUAUGAAAUAUUUAAAUGAUAAAUGCUGUUUUAAUCAAGCGCAUUAUAACUCGAACAUAAAAGUAGCUUACAACAAGCUGGCUGUUGAUGAAAAACAUCAGAACGCGAUAGACAUCGAGGAGGAGAUACACAAAGCGAUCAAGUACACGAGUGAUAGUGAAUCAGAGGAAGAGCUCCGCUUGUAGCGAGUACACAUGAAUUUACAAAUUGACACGUAGAAACAAAUGCAGGGUUGGAUUUGUGAUUUUAUGUAUCCGUCACAAACAUGGAUAACGCAGGAAUUGUUAAAUUAUAAUUAGAUCUAGCAUUUUGAACCGGAUUGUACUUUUAUAUGUACGAAAUAAAUGUAAUAUCAUUCCAAAAAAAUGUGAUAAAACAUUCCUUUAUUUUGAUUAUGAAAUUCGAGUUAUUUUUCUUUCAUUUAAAUUUGUUAAAGUUUGACUGAAGUUCGAAGUAAAUAGUGAAUAAAAAUGAAUGAAUCUAAGUAUUUUGCUUACAUUAAUUAUUCUAAAUGAAUGCAAACGAGUUCAAGUUUUAACAUUCAAGGGUCAUUGCGCAAAUACAUAUAAACCACAAGCUCUUGCAAUUUCAAACAUUUGGCGAAGUAAUGGCGUUAACCACACUCUCAUCCAGUUAUCGGCCCCUAUUUUAAAUGACUUUCAUGCAUAUUAGUAACUUAUGCUAGUUUCACACGAGGGAAGA